GCGGGAAGCUGCAGGCGGGAGGCGGGAGGCGGGAGGCGGCGGCCGCGGCGCUCAGUCCGGCAGCGCAGCAGGAGGGAGGCGCGAGGCAGGAGCCGGCGGCUGGGCUCCGCAGCGCAGCCAGCGCAGCGCGGCGCCCCGGGCCCGGCCCCAUGCCCGCAGCCCCGCCGGACCGUCCUUGAGCGCGGGCGCCUAGCCCGCGCCCCCCGCCCGCCGGCACCAUUGCCCCGACGGCGCGGCCGGGCGGCCCGGCGCUCCCCAGGCUCCGCGCGGGCCGAAAGACGCUGCUAGCGGCCGCCGCGGGUGUGGUGAUGCUGCUGGUGCUCGUGGUGCUCAUCCCCGUGCUGGUGAGCUCGGGCGGCCCGGACGGCCACUAUGAGAUGCUGGGCACCUGCCGCAUGGUGUGCGACCCCUACCCCGCGCGGGGCCCCGGCGCCGGCGCGCGGACCGACGGCGGCGACGCCCUGAGCGAGCAGAGCGGCGCGCCCCCGCCUUCCACGCUGGUGCAGGGCCCCCAGGGGAAGCCGGGCCGCACCGGCAAGCCCGGCCCUCCGGGGCCUCCCGGGGACCCGGGUCCUCCCGGCCCUGUGGGGCCGCCGGGGGAGAAGGGUGAGCCAGGCAAGCCGGGCCCUCCGGGGCUGCCGGGCGCGGGGGGCAGCGGCGCCAUCAGCACUGCCACCUACACCACGGUGCCGCGCGUGGCCUUCUACGCCGGCCUCAAGAACCCCCACGAGGGUUACGAGGUACUCAAGUUUGACGACGUGGUCACCAACCUAGGCAACAACUACGACGCGGCCAGCGGCAAGUUUACGUGCAACAUUCCCGGCACCUACUUUUUCACCUACCAUGUCCUCAUGCGCGGCGGCGACGGCACCAGUAUGUGGGCAGACCUCUGCAAGAAUGGCCAGGUGCGGGCCAGUGCUAUUGCCCAGGACGCGGACCAGAACUACGACUACGCCAGCAACAGCGUGAUCCUGCACCUGGACGCCGGCGACGAGGUCUUCAUCAAGCUGGAUGGAGGCAAAGCACACGGCGGCAACAGCAACAAAUACAGCACGUUCUCUGGCUUCAUCAUCUACUCCGACUGAGCUCCCCACGUCUCCCUCCACCCACGUCCCUCACCCGCCGGGUUCCCCUCCGGGCGGGGCAGACGAUGACUCGCCCCUCGCCCACCCGCUCGCUGCCCGGCCCUCCCCGGCUAUGACGCCCCCGGCCCGUGCUCAACACCGCCUGGGCCACAGCUAGGCCCUCCCACCGGCUCGCUGCAGAGCCGGGCCCAGCGCGCCCUGUCCCCGUGCCAGGGAACCGGGGUUGACCGCCCCCGCCCGGCCCGCGCUAUAUAUUUGUACAAUAGGACUGUUUACUGCCCACCUCCGCCUGCCAGCCCACCCCAGCCUGGGGAGAGGUCGCGGCGGCGGGUUUGCUUCCUGCGCUCUGAGAUGAGCUGCCCUCGGCUCCCUCCGGGGUGGCGCGCCCGGGGGAGGGGGGAGUUGGGGGCUGGAUAGCUUCCCAGCACCCUCAGAGCCCCCGCCCGGCUGUGCCCCGUCUGACCAAAGCUAUAAUAAAAACAUUUUCACCCCGCA
Messenger RNA from Gorilla gorilla gorilla (western lowland gorilla), 1580 nucleotides. It is a transcript of the gene C1QL1, whose product is annotated as complement C1q like 1. Gene Ontology annotation, molecular function: protein binding. The record is from RefSeq and is a predicted model, not a curated record. The transcript has 2 exons. The coding region runs from base 309 to 1085 and encodes 258 amino acids. Lineage: Eukaryota; Metazoa; Chordata; Mammalia; Primates; Hominidae.